AAGGAUGAUCAUAUCACAAGUCACCCUAAUGUAAAUGCAGGUGAUGCCACUGAGAAUGAUUCAGUUAGUGUUAAUUCAAACACAGCUGCAAAAGCAUAUGUAAUUGAACAAGAUGUGCUUGAUAAUAUAAUAGAUGCAGGGGUUAAUGUGAGCAUUGCAGUUCAAGCUGAUGAAUAUGAAAUUGAACGAUCUGGAAGCAAGCUGCCGAGCAGAAAGAGGAUCAUCCCUGUUAAAUUCAGGGACUAUGGUAACAUAGAAGAAGAUUAUGAUGAUGAGGAUUAUGAACCAGGUGAAGACAGUGACAAAGAUACAUCAAACUAUGAAAGCAGUGUUCUCAGGAAGAGAGGACGUCCAAGAAAAUAUAUUAAACUAGACAAAGACCUCACAGGUAAAGUUGGUGAGGAGACAAUAGGGGACAGUGGAGAUAUUGGAGCUGACCUUAAUCAACAUGUAACCAAGACUACCUCCAGGGGCAAGCAAGCUUUCGCCUGCCCUCAAUGCACUAAGACUUUCUCUUUGAGAGGAAACCUCAAUGUCCACAUGCGAAUUCAUCGAGCUGAGAGACCAUUUCCAUGUUCCAAAUGUGAGAAAGCUUUCCGCUCUAAGGAAUCAUUGAGGAGGCAUAAUUUUAUACAUGAUGGUGUGAAGCCAUUUAAGUGCGGUGAAUGUAAGAGGUCGUUCUCCAGUAACCAGGCCUUGAAAGAACACAUGAAUCUGCAUACCAAUGAGAAACCUCUUAAAUGUGACGUUUGUGAGAAAUCUUUCAGACAGGCUAGCUGCCUUGCCAGGCAUCUGAUGACCCACCAGAGUGAGCUGAAACAUGCCUGUCCUAUGUGUGGCAAGAGGUUCACCCAGGCUGCUUAUGUCAGAUCUCAUAUAAAGUCUCAUACAGGUGAGAGGCCCUUUGUAUGUGCUGUAUGUAGCAAGGGAUUUGCUCACAGAUCUGACCUCAACAGACAUAGAACAGUUCACACAGGUGAGAAGCCAUAUGCAUGUGAUAUCUGCUAUGCAAGGUUCAGUGAUGCAUCUAGCAGGCGAAGACAUUACAAGGAACAUGAAGGAGUGAAACCUUACAACUGUAAUCUAUGUCAGGAAGGCUUCAAAAGAAGUGGACAGUUAAAGGUACACCUGUCCAAGAAGCAUGCAGUUUGGUCAGAGUUUUCAAGUGAUAACAAUGGGGAAGUCCAGUAUGUCUACGCAGCAUCUGAUAAUACAGAGACUCAGGAAGCUCUUCAAUCUAUAGAGACAACAAAGAUUGGCCCGGCAGGUAGUUUUAUAGUACAAGACGGAGUUGCAAUACAGGCCCAGUCUGUGUCAACACCAGAGGUCACCACUGUCUCAAAUGCCCUUGAUCUCCUUGGAGAAAAUGAUGCUAUCAGUGUAUACCAUGUCAUAGAGACUGUUGAUGAGGCGACUGGUGAAAAACAUACACAGAUUCUAGAAAUUCAAGGUAGCAUUGAUGACCUUCCCUCUGAUGCUGUCGUGCUCACGGAAGACUCUCAAAUCGUACCCUCUGUUUCGCAUGAAGUGAUUGCCGACUCAAAUGAAGUGAUUGCUCACUCAAAUGAGGUGAUUGCUGGCUCGAAGGACGUGAUAUCUGACUCAAAGGAAACUACAGUUGACUCAAAUGAAGCUGCAUCAGACUCCAAUAAAGUGACUAUUGAUCCUAACAAAGUGAUAAUAAACUCUAAUGAAACAAUUACUGAUUCUCAUGAAGUGAUUGAUGACUCUACUGAAGAGAUAACUACCUCUAAAGAAGUAAUAACUGAGGCUGGAGAAGUCAUGGUGGACUCUAAUGAAGUGAUUGCUGACACUGAUGAGGUUGUUCAAGAUUCAUAUGAGAUAGCUGAUAAUCCAAAUGAGAUUGCUAAUGAGUUGAGAGAUGUGGAUGGUGAUAGUGAUGUCAAUGUCCCUGUUACCGUGGAUGAGUUCCAUCCAGAAUCUACUCGAAACCCAAGGGAAGCAAAAACAAUUGAUACCACAGAUGGUAGCUCGAUUUCUGUAAACUUUAUCCCCAGUGAAGCCCCACAGUCUAAUGAGACUCUCAUUUUAAGCAAUCAGCUGAGUGCAGAGGAAUGCGUUACCUUCCCAUCAGAUACCUCAAUUCAGACAACUAAUACAACAACUGAAGUAGGAAAUGACAGCAUGGAUGCCCUAGAGAUUGUCUCAAACCAAGAAACUGUACAUUUCAUAGCUCAUCCAGAUUUUGGGAAGCAGGAGUACUACAACUGGUUGUCAAACUUUAGCGAACUUUGCAAAGUGGUUCCCAUGCCAUUAGAUAUGACGUUCUUCCAAAAUAUAAGCCAAGUUCAUAAAACAUUAUCCGAUGAAUUAGCAAAUCCAAAUGGCAUUUUAAAGAAUAAAAAGAACUUUGAGACAUUAAUGCUUAUAUCUGCUGAUUUGAAUGGAAUCAUAAAUGAACAUUUGACAACAGUCUUAAAAAGUCUUGAAUGA
Owenia fusiformis is the source of this 2454-nucleotide messenger RNA. NCBI's taxonomy places the organism in Eukaryota, Metazoa, Annelida, Polychaeta, Sabellida, Oweniidae. The record is from the annotation of a GenBank genome assembly.